CUAUGGCGGACCACGAAGACCAAACUCCACAAGGACCCGGUACGCUACUCGUGCUGGAUGGUUUACCGAUCGUCGAACAAAAUCAACGGGCUACCUUGGUCAAGUUCCUGCUCAGGAAAUUGGAUAGUCCCGGACCAACAGAUGCCAGGAAGGUAUACAUGCCAUUAGAUACACAGCAAAAAACAUUCGGUGUUGCGGUUAUACGGGUUUUAGAUGCUACACAUGCUUGUGAUAUCCUUGCUCGAUUGAACGGCAUUGAUAUAGAUAGGCAUCAUCAAAUGACUGUGGAACGUAUAGAUACUUGGGACCGGUACGAACAGAUCGAGAGCAUCACGGACGGAUUUAAGCAACAAUUGGGUCUUAUUUUCCCCGUAGAUUUGGUGACGGAGCUGUAUCCAGCGGAAGGCAUAGUGAGGACAGGUUGACUCGAAAACAACCCUUCCGACCCGGCGACUUGCUUUAAUUUUGAGACUAUACAAGCGUGCAUAAAAGUGGAAGGGCUGAAGAAGCGGUAUUUCAGAUAUAUGGUGAACUAAACAUUACGAGGCACACUUAUGCAUAAGCUGGGCAGAUAGGGUAUAGCUGAUAGCAUCAUGCCCUAGGUUGCGGUGAAAUGAAGACAUAACAUAUUUUUCACCACAGUCAAGUCAGGUCCACAAGCACGCUAUUAUUCCUGAUUGUUUGUAG
This is a messenger RNA of Aspergillus alliaceus, 687 nucleotides long. RefSeq lists its product as uncharacterized. Gene Ontology annotation, biological process: translational initiation. NCBI's taxonomy places the organism in Eukaryota, Fungi, Ascomycota, Eurotiomycetes, Eurotiales, Aspergillaceae. The annotation marks the transcript as partial. The record is from RefSeq and is a predicted model, not a curated record. Gene Ontology annotation, cellular component: eukaryotic translation initiation factor 3 complex. The transcript is spliced from 2 exons. Gene Ontology annotation, molecular function: translation initiation factor binding; RNA binding; translation initiation factor activity.